This is a messenger RNA of Andrographis paniculata, 1981 nucleotides long. RefSeq names its product trehalose-phosphate phosphatase A. Gene Ontology annotation, molecular function: trehalose-phosphatase activity. Gene Ontology annotation, biological process: trehalose biosynthetic process. The coding region runs from base 443 to 1582 and encodes 379 amino acids. NCBI's taxonomy places the organism in Eukaryota, Viridiplantae, Streptophyta, Magnoliopsida, Lamiales, Acanthaceae. The transcript is spliced from 13 exons. The record is from RefSeq and is a predicted model, not a curated record.
UUUUCACCCUGAAAUUCAGCGAUUCCUUUUUCAUUUCCAACACAAAAACGUGACGCGAAUGACGUCAUCUCCAAUCUUGUUCUUCGAGCCUUUGACUCUGAUUACAAUGCCUUUGUCUCGUCGCUCCACGUUCUUACAUUUAUUCAAUUUCAAUUUCAAUCCUAUAGCAAAAUCUCCCCAAAUUGCUCUCGCUAGGGUUUACCGCAGACGCUGCAAAUUUAUUACACGUUCGUUUUCGUUGGUUGGUAAGAAUCCCCGAGUCGAAGAUUUUGAAGAGAGAUGCACGCGUGUCUUCUCCUUGAUGGACAGCUUCCCCUGUAGCAGUGAUAAGUAUACCCUCAAGAAGUGGUUUUUUAUCGACAAAACCGUCGGUUAGAUCGAAUUUCUGUCAGGUUUUGGUUGUUUGUUUGGAUUUUGAAUUUGGCCGUGAAAAUCUUGACCGAUGGAGCUCAAAUCGAACCGUACGUCCCCUGUUCUUACCGAUUCGGCUAAUACGAGGUUAGGCAUCCACUCGGGUCUGCUGCCGUACUCACACAACGGGUCUAGCUUCUCGUCGGCAAUUCUAACGAUUCCGCGGAGAAAACCUGGAAUUAUCGACGAUGUUCGGUCGACCCUAUUUGAUGCAAUGAUACUAUCAUCUCCGACUCACGAUAAACUAAUAAAAGAGUCGAGCACAGAUGCGACGACGGAUGCCGACGUCGCUUACCAUAAUUGGACGCUCGAGUAUCCGUCGGCGCUCGAUUCUUUCGAGCAAAUAGUUAUGGGUGGUAAGGGGAAGCAAAUUGCUCUGUUCUUGGAUUACGACGGGACGUUAUCGCCGAUAGUCGACAACCCCGAUCACGCUUUCUUGUCCCGUUCGAUGCGCGCUGCUGUUAGAAGCGUGGCAUCGUGUUUUCCCACUGCUAUAAUUAGCGGAAGAAGCCGCGACAAGGUGUAUGAAUUCGUAGGACUAACCGAACUUUAUUACGCCGGAAGUCAUGGGAUGGACAUCAUGGGACCGGCACGGCCAUUUUUGGGCAACUACAGACAUCGUAUGAGGGCUACAGACAAGCUGCCGGCGAAGGAAGUUAACUUAUUCCAGCCGGCGAGCGAAUUCUUACCGAUGAUCAAUGAGGUUUACAGGUCCCUCAUCGAUGUUACGAAAGAUAUAGCCGGCGCAAAAGUCGAGAACAACAAAUUCUGCGUCGCUGUACAUUAUCGUAAUGUGGAUGAAAAGAGUUGGGUAAUAGUCGGGCAAUUUGUCGAACAAAUUUUGAAAGAAUAUCCGCGCCUGAGGUUGACACAUGGUCGGAAGGUUUUGGAAGUUCGACCAGUACUCAACUGGGACAAGGGUAAAGCUGUCGAAUUCCUACUCGAAUCUCUCGGGCUAACAGUUCGCGAUAACGUUCUUCCUAUAUACGUUGGAGACGAUCGGACAGAUGAAGAUGCAUUCAAGGUUCUGCGAGAAGGCAAUCGAGGUUAUGGCAUCAUCGUUUCUAACGUCCCGAAAGAAAGCAACGCAUCGUACUCUCUCAAGGACCCUUCCGAGGUAAUGGAGUUCCUUAUGUCCCUCGUGAAAUGGAAGAACAACAAGCGCGCUUGAUGACGACGAUUCGAUUCGAGAAAGUUUGUGGUUUUCUCUUAAUUAGUAAAAUUUCGUUGCAUCAUAAGAUGGUGUCGAAGGUUAUUUUUAGAUAUUACUAUUAUUUAUUGCGGAUAUUUUCGUUAUUUAUAAGAUAAGAUUGGUGUGUAAGGUUAAGGUUAAGGUUAGGGAGCAGAGGUGCGCAAAGAAAGGCUCUUUGUUAAGAGCUUCUUGUCUUGUUCCUGUAUUUUGGUUUGGGAUGGGAUGCACCAAGGAUGGAUGCCCUAACAAAGACAACAUAUAUAUAUAUAUAUAUAUAUAUUAUAUAGUACUAUGAUCGAUUUGUAAUGAAUGGUCAAGUCUUGUUUCUUCUUGUUCUUAUUAUUAUUAUUAUCAAUUAUUAUUUGGUUGAUGGAAUUA